Austrofundulus limnaeus is the source of this 9533-nucleotide messenger RNA. RefSeq names its product ankyrin 1, erythrocytic b (gene ank1b). The record is from RefSeq and is a predicted model, not a curated record. The transcript is spliced from 42 exons. Gene Ontology annotation, biological process: signal transduction. Gene Ontology annotation, molecular function: protein binding. NCBI's taxonomy places the organism in Eukaryota, Metazoa, Chordata, Actinopteri, Cyprinodontiformes, Rivulidae. The coding region runs from base 296 to 5926 and encodes 1876 amino acids.
AGCUCGGUGCAGAUGACUGGAUGAGAAGCAGCAUCAGCACCACUCGCCCGUAGCAUCUUCCCUUUGUGGAUGCUGGAGGCUGUCUUGUAGCCGCAGUAACGUACCUGGACAAGACGCCGCCUUGUGUCACACACAUGGCGUGGCCCCCAGACAGGAGGAAGGGGAGACAGUAAAGCGGCAGGGGCUCGGGGAGGGGGUGAGACGGUGGGAGGAAACAGGGACAGCUGGUGGUGGGAGCAGCGAGAAGGGCUGGAGCGACUGAAGCAGCAGCAGCAGCAGCAGUAGCAGCGGCACCAUGGCGCAAGCCGCCAAGCAGCUCCGCAAAACCAAGGACCUCGCGGAGGCCGCCGCCCAGGAGCAGAGGGAGAAGGAGGAGGAGAAGAUCAAAAAGAGGAAUCGAUCCAGGGACCGCAGACGCAAGGCGGAUGCAGCCACCAGCUUUUUGCGUGCGGCUCGUUCGGGGAACCUGGACAAGGCUCUGGAUCACAUCAAGAAUGGGAUUGACAUCAACACUGCGAAUCAAAAUGGCCUCAARGGGUUACACCUGGCCUCCAAAGAAGGUCAUGUCAAAAUGGUUCUGGAGCUGCUGCACUCUGGAAUCGAACUGGAAGCUACCACCAAGAAAGGGAACACCGCUCUCCAUAUCGCAGCGCUGGCAGGACAAGAGAAAGUAGUAGCUGAGCUUGUCCACUAUGGUGCCAAUGUUAAUGCCCAGUCACAUAAAGGGUUCAGUCCGCUCUACAUGGCAGCUCAAGAAAACCAUUUAGAAGUGGUGAAGUUUCUGCUGGAGAAUGGUGCAAACCAAAGCCUCCCGACUGAGGAUGGCUUCACGCCCCUGGCGGUGGCCCUCCAGCAGGGCCACGAGAACGUUGUAGCCCUGCUCAUUAACUACGGCACCAAGGGCAAGGUCCGCCUCCCCGCUUUGCACAUCGCUGCCCGAAAUGACGACACGCGCACCGCCGCUGUCCUCCUGCAGAACGACCCCAACCCUGAUGUCCUCAGCAAGACCGGCUUCACACCUCUCCAUAUUGCAGCUCACUAUGAAAAUAUGAGUGUAGCCCAGCUGCUGCUGAACAGAGGAGCCAAUGUAAACUUCACCCCCAAGAAUGGAAUCACACCCCUUCAUAUAGCCUCCAGGAGGGGGAARGUGAUGAUGGUCAGAUUACUGCUGGACAGAGGAGCACAAAUUGAUGCCAAGACUAAAGACGAACUGACUCCUCUUCACUGUGCGGCCAGGAAUGGUCAUGUUCGCAUUAUAGAGAUCCUGCUGGAACAUGGUGCUCCCAUCCAGGCUAAAACCAAGAACGGUCUGUCCCCAAUUCACAUGGCAGCUCAGGGGGAUCACAUGGACUGUGUCCGACAGCUACUGCAAUACAACGCUGAGAUCGAUGACAUCACCCUGGACCACCUCACCCCGCUUCAUGUAGCAGCCCACUGCGGUCACCAUCGCAUGGCCAAAGUUUUACUGGACAAGGGGGCCAAAGCCAARGCUCGGGCUCUGAACGGCUUCACACCUCUUCAUAUUGCUUGUAAGAAGAACCACAUGAGGUCUAUGGACCUGCUGCUAAAGCACUCGGCGUCCCUAGAAGCUGUCACAGAGUCUGGUCUCACUCCUCUUCAUGUAGCAGCAUUUAUGGGCCAUCUGAACAUAGUUAAGAACCUGCUCCAAAGAGGGGCUUCACCUAAUGCUUCCAAUGUGAAAGUGGAGACCCCGCUCCAUAUGGCCUCCAGAGCAGGACACUGUGAAGUUGCUCAGUUCCUGCUGCAAAACGCAGCACAAGUGGACGCAAAGGCAAAGGAUGAUCAGACACCCCUGCACUGUGCGGCUCGUAUGGGCCACAAGGAGCUCGUCAAGCUGCUCCUGGAGCACAAGGCCAGCCCAGAUUCUGCUACGACUGCGGGUCACACGCCCUUACACAUCGCUGCACGGGAGGGGCACGUCCACACCAUUCGAAUUCUGCUGGAUGCUGGAGCACAGCAAGUCAAGAUGACAAAACAGAAGGGUUUUACCCCCCUUCAUGUGGCCUCUAAGUACGGAAAGGUGGAUGUGGCUGAGCUUCUUCUGGAAAGAGGUGCCAACCCAAAUGCAGCAGGGAAAAACGGUCUGACACCCCUUCAUGUGGCCGUCCAUCACAACAACUUGGAUGUUGUUAAACUCCUGGUCAGCAAAGGAGGAUCUGCACACAGCACUGCUCGAAARGGUUACACACCUCUACACAUAGCGGCCAAGCAGAACCAGAUGGAGGUGGCCAGUUGUCUGCUUCAGAACGGGGCACUGCCGAACGCAGAGUCCCUUCAGGGCGUCACGCCUCUUCACCUGGCUUCACAGGAGGGAAGGCCAGACAUGGUGGCUCUGCUCAUCUCCAAACAGGCCAACGUAAACCCGGGAAACAAGAACGGACUGACCCCUCUGCACCUUGUAGCUCAGGAGGGUCAUGUGGGCAUCGCCGACGCUUUGGUCAAACAUGGAGCAUCUGUUUACGCAGCUUCCCGGAUGGGCUACACUCCUCUUCACGUGGCCUGCCACUAUGGCAACAUAAAGAUGGUGAAGUUUCUUCUGCAGCAGCAGGCUCAUGUGAAUGCUAAGACGAGGAUGGGCUACACCCCCCUGCACCAGGCAGCUCAGCAGGGCCACACGGAUAUUGUCACCCUGCUGCUAAAACACGGAGCGCAGCCCAAUGAAAUUACUUCGAAUGGGACGUCUCCUCUGGGCAUUGCUAAGCGGCUCGGUUAUAUUUCUGUUAUCGAUGUGUUAAAGUUGGUUACUGAGGAGUCUGUGUCCGCUAUGACCACAGAGAAACACCGGAUGAGCUUCCCUGAGACGGUAGAUGAGAUUUUGGAUGUUUCCGAAGAUGAAGGGGUUGCCCAGCUAACAUUAGGAGACGAGCUGCUUGGGUUGGACGGAGCGCGCUACUUAAAACUUGACGACUUCAAGGACCAGGACGACGACUUUCUGUCCCCAAAGAAAACCCUCCGAGACUUUGAUGGCGGCACGGGUACCACGCCAUAUUCUCCAGCUAUUCCUAGAAUCCCCUGUGUGUCACCAGAGACUGUUCAGCUGGACCAGCACACCCCUGUCCCUUUGCCUAAAGAMUAUGAUGAGGACUCACUAAUCCCGAGCAGUCCAGCUACUGAGACCUCAGACAAUGUCAGCCCAGUGGCCAGUCCCAUACACACAGGGUUCCUGGUGAGUUUCAUGGUGGACGCACGAGGAGGUUCCAUGCGAGGAAGCAGACAUCACGGCCUGCGGGUGAUCAUCCCCCCUCGGACCUGCGCUGCCCCGACACGGAUCACCUGUCGCCUUGUAAAACCGCAGAAACUGACCACGCCUCCUCCGCUGGUGGAGGGGGAGGGUCUGGCUAGCAGGAUCAUCUCCCUGGGACCCUCCAGUAUGCAAUUUCUUGGGCCUGUGAUAGUAGAAAUCCCACACUUUGCCUCGUUGGCCCGCGGGGACCGAGAGCUUGUAGUCCUCCGCAGUGAAAACGGCUCGGUGUGGAAGGAACAUCGCAACCGCUACGGCGAUGAAGUGCUAGAAACUAUUUUGAACGGCAUGGACGAAGAACUGGAGAGUCAAGAGGAGCUGGAGAAGAAGAGAAUCCGUCGAAUCAUCUCCACUGACUUCCCCCUCUACUUCGCUGUCGUCUCCCGCAUUCAGCAGGAGAGUGAUCUGAUCGGUCCAGAGGGCGGCCGGCUCAGUAGUAAAUUGGUGCCCCGUGUGGAGGCCAUCUUCCCUGAGACCGCUGUCACUAAGAGAGUCAGGCUGGGGCUGCAGGCACAACCAAUCCCAGAUGAACUGUUGACGAAGCAGCUGGGCAACCAGGCGACCUUCAGUCCGGUGGUUACCAUUGAACCUCGCAGACGCAAAUUUCACCGUCCGAUCGGACUCCGCAUUCCUUUACCACCAUCAUGGAGGGAAAGUCUACGGGAUGCAGGCGAGGGGGAUACCACCAGCUUGCGCCUCCUCUGCAGCGUCAUAGGUGGAACAGCACCAGCUCAGUGGGAGGACAUCACUGGAACCACCAAGCUGAUGUACGCCAAUAGCUGUGCCAAUUUCACCACCAAUGUUUCUGCAAGAUUCUGGCUGGCAGAUUGUCCYCGUACAGCGGAGGCAGUGACCUUUGCCAACUUGCUGUACAAGGAGCUGAUGUCGGUUCCAUACAUGGCCAAGUUUGUCAUUUUUGCAAAGAUGAAUGAGGCGCGUGAAGGGCGGUUACGCUGUUACUGCAUGACGGACGACAAGAUGGACAAAACYUUGGAGCUGCAUGAAAACUUCUCCGAAGUGGCACGAAGUCGGGAUAUUGAGCUUAUGGAAGGCAUGCCUCUGCACUUAGAGUGUUCUGGGAACCUGGUGCCCAUCCGAAAGGCCACUCAGCAGCCUCGUAGCUUCAGCUUCCAGGCCUUCAGAGACAACAGACUGCCUGUUUCUGUUAAGAUCAGAGACAGCAACAAAGAAGCAACUGGUUUUUUGUCUUUCCUGAGGAAAAGCACAAAGUAUGAGGACGCACAGCAUGUAUUGUGUAAUCUUAACAUAACCAUGCCACCUUGUGUCAAGGCUGCUGGGAGUGAUGAGCGCAGACGAACUUUGACCCCUCUGGCCCUGAGAGAGCGCUACAGUGCACUGAACGAGCCUGGUGUGGCAACAGUGAAUGCCAUGGAGAGGACUGAGAUCAAAAUCAACAUUAUAUCAGAACAGCUGGGCUUAAGUUGGGCGGAAUUGGCACGAGAGCUUCAGUUUGGUGUUGACGACAUCAACAGGAUUCGUGUCGAAAAUCCAAACUCCUUACUGGACCAGAGCUCUGCGUUGCUUAGCCUAUGGGUCGGCAGAGAAGGCAAACGGGCCAAAAUGGAGAGCCUMUACACCGCUCUGAGGACCAUCGACCGUGCAGACAUCGUAACAUCUUUGGAGGGUCCGGCCCCACAGCCAGGGCCAGGGUCAUCUGAGGAGGGUGCCUGUCGUCUCGUCGAUCGUGACUCCUCCAUGCUGUCUCCCAGUGUCAUUAAUGGUUAUGGGCUGGUGCAGGAGGAGCUUGUGUCCCCGGCCUCCAUGCAGUACAGUUUACCCUCUCCGUUAGGCGCCGAGCCCUACUGGCAGGAAGUCUCCAGCCUGGAGUGCGCGCCUAUCGCCACCACAGAAGAAGACACUUUGAUGGAGAUGUCGGACGUCCAGGUGUGGCCGGCGGGGGUCAGCCCCUCGCUGGUCACGGUGGAGGACUCGUCCCUGGAGGGCAGCAGUCGGGCCGACGACUCUGAGGGCGCCACGCUCUCCUUACCCUGCAGCUUGGGCCGCCCGGGCAGCGGAGCCAGCGGCGCCAGCGGCUCCAUCAUGGAGCUGGAGGAAGAGGAGGAGGAGGAGGAGGAGGAAGGGGAGGUUGAGGAGGAGGAGGCGCCACAGGAGCCAGCGAGUGCGCUGGCGGAAAGGGACAGGGUGAGGGCCAGCGGCGCUGUUCCCAAGGUCAAUCUGAACGGCCAGCUGGGAGGUCAGAGGUCAGACGUGAGGAGAGGGGAGGUGAUUGGAGGAGGGACAAAAGGAGGAGCUGGAGGAGGUGUAGCGCUGGGUUCAGUGGAAGGGAUUUCUCUUGUUGCAGGCCAGCAGGUGCACACCCAGCGGAGCGAGAUGAUGGGGGUGGUUCGGUCAGCAGAACUCAACAAAGACAACCGGAUAACAGGAGGAGGCGCGUUCCAGCCUUACAUACCAGAGAAGGACUCCCUACAGGGUUGGGUGGGCUCGGUGUCCUCGGGACACGACGGGAGCGUGCCAGGCUUGCACGUGGCUCAAGAGGCCCUGCUGACUUCGAGAGAGCAGAAGGAGGAUCAUUCUGCUGAGGUGCCGUUUGUUGAAGAAAAGGGAAAUGUGCUCCCAAGAAAGGACCGGAAAGCCACUGCCAAAACGUCCACUAAAACACGACCGGACCGAAGAGGAAAAUGAGCAGAGAGGAGAAGAAGAGAUGAUAAAACAAAGAAAAAAACAACUAAAAGGACAAACUGAAUCAUCCUCAAAUCUGUGAUAAUGAAUCAUCACAAAAAAGAAGACAAUGAAAAAAAAGAGGAGUUCAAGUUGUAGUUUUUUAAUAUUUGUAAAGAAAAAUAUCAACUAAACUAAGGCAUGAAGAUACAUUUUUAUACAAAAAAAAACGUAAAUGUUCGUAAAACACCUAAGAAAAAAAAAAAAGCAACAAAGUGCUUCCUGUGAACUGUAAUCGCAUGAUGACUGCUGGUGCAUGCCCUUUGACCUUUUGAACUGUCAUUAUCUACAAACUAAAGGGGUAUACGGUACAACCUACGGACCUUCUCCUCUUCCACAGGAGUGGUGUGUGUCAGCAAGUUGAAAACGGUGCAGCCAAAAAAAAAAAAGUUCCUCAAAGGAUGGUUGUGUUUGCAGCAAAGCCUCUGCUGAGCCUAAAAAAAUACGUCUUUCACCGAAUUCUUUCCCUUAAUAAUCCUAAUGUGAUAUAUGCACUGUAUGCUACGUGGACACGUGUCGGUGUGUAUGUGUGCCUGUAAAUUCGCUCUACUGCAUGAGUUUCUUGCUUCUGGGUUGGGAGMGAGCCACGUCCCGCCAUCGGCUUGUUGUCUCUGUGAUGUCACGGCGCGCURAGUGGUGCGAAGCGCCGCUGCUCUUCCCUGCUUGUGAGUUCUUGUCCGCGUGUGCCAGAAUUUUUUUCUUUUUUUUUUUCUUUUUGUCGAUUUAUAAAAUCUUGCUUCCACUUCGGUUCUCCGGCGUUGCUUCAGUGGAGAACUGAACCUCUGUCAGCUUUGUGUUUUCAGGAGAAAUGUGUUUUCAAGACAGCAGAAUGUUUCCUUUGGGYAAAAAAAUUGGUAGCUUCACUGCUUUGUACAGCAGCAAACACUAACUUUUUUGUUUUGUUUUUACAACCUUUCUAAUCCUGUUUUCUGGCGUAGCAUAUCUCAUUUUUAUCAGUAGCCCUGAUUAUAUGCAGUAAACUCACACACCCCUUCUUUCAGUUUUGUGCUGCAGCACCUCACUGUCUAAGUUUAGAGCAAAGUGGAGGAAAAAAAAACAGAAUUUCUAAAGAAUUUCUGGCUUGUGUCAGGUUGUGUUCMGCUACAGCAGCUUGUGACGAUGAGGGGAAAACUGUGCGGCGAGGACAAACAGGUGGGCACUGUGACUGUCUGACCCCAGACUCGUGAACUGCCAAUGCACACAUUUCCAUUUAAUCCYAGCGAAAGCACACGCAAACCCGAUGACCAGUUAUCAAAUCGUCCGACGGCUUUGCUGCAGCAAUAAUUUCAAACAAGAAGAAAAGGUGAAACCCUGGUUUGGGGGUGCGAGAAUGAAAAACCGAACCCCUCGGUGAAAGCGAAGACUCCGUCUGGACGCUUUCGAGUUUGAUGUUGCAGCUGAGCCGCGCCCAAAUGCUUUCCAUUAGUUUUGACAUGAACCAGCUUGAAAGCACUGACUCACUGAUGCAAGACAGGAUGACUCGGUUGCAGCAGUGUGGGACUAAGGCCAGUAAGGUUUUUAUUUUAUUUUAUUUUAGCACCAAACGUAGCAACAUGAAAAAUCCUGAUAUGUUCCAUAUUUUGAGACUCUGGUUCCUACUCUUAGCAUUUUAUUCACAGAAAACAUUUUACUUUGUCUUAAAGGUCUUAAAAUGUCUUUUAUUUUUUAAACCGACUUGUAUUAUUACUGCUUAUCAUUUAAUACUUUAUGCAGAAACCUGAUGGCAGCACUAUGUAAGCAUUGUAUCAUAGUAGCACACAUUUCUGGAACACAUGAUUUAACCCGUAAGUACUGUAAACGCUACUGUAGCCAGGAUGAUUGUGGCACCGAAUGAAUGAACACCUACCUUAUAUGUCACACGAAUGCAUCAUUUCAAUCCUCAUCUCCAUUCAAGUGAACCUCAUUCAAUAACGGCACGUUUUUUGAACAUUUUACACUCAGGUUUUUUCGUUCUGCUCCGUCAGAAGCUGGUUUGAAUUUCCCGUUUGUCCUCUGGAAGACACAGGUGGAAGAUAAAAAAAAGUGGGAUUAAAUGAGUGCAUGGGAGUUAUGUUCAUGAAGCAGAAACGUUUGUUACGAGAAUAUGUGCUUUAAAGUCUGAUAAGACCAAAAAACGGAGAGUUGAAUGUGUCAGAUAUCUCCUGUUCGAGGCAGCACUGACGCCACCAUCAGCUGCUUCUAUCGUCCGUUUUUACAAGAGAUGAGCGAAACUGAACCAAACCGUUAGUGUGACACAAGAGUUAAAUUUGAUGAAUGUUAAGUUGGUUCUGAUGACAUGUACGUCUUUUUAUGGAGGUUUUUGUAGUGUUGGAUGUCAUUUAUUCUUAAUCUCACCGUGUCAGCAUUCCUGCUGGGAAAAAAAAAAGUCAACUAGAUGAGAGAAGUAAACAAACAGUUUACUAAAAUUUUGUACUUGAUGAUAUAAGAUAAAGGAUUGCACAAUCAUUUAGCUGAUUUUUAUUCAUAAUCCUAUUUAAAGUAGCAAAGUCGUCCAAAUGUAUCAAAUAUAACAAUAAAAAAAAUUGAAUAAAAAGUUUUAAUCAUUUGAAAUUAUGUUYGAAAUUUACAUUUUGAAGCUCACAAAGAAAUAGGUCAAAAUUUUAAGUGGGAUUAUGCAGAAAAGUUAUGUAUAAUUAUAUCUUAUGUUGUUGCUUUGAUCAGCUUCAGUUUGGUCGUUCAUAAAWAGUAAUAUGCAAACGCUUUUACAAAUAUCAUUGCUGACAAAUCAUUUAAGCACGUUCAUGAGUUCAUUUCAAACGAUAUUAAAAUGACAAAUAAUUAUAACUUUGAUCUCACUGAAAUCAAGUUUUGGUCCCAUUUUCACGAUUCAAACCGUACAAAAUUAUGUUUGUUUUUUUUUUAAACUAUGGUAGUUCCACUUUGACAAGGAUUUUAACGAGAAAGAAAGUGUCAGAUUUGUUUUAAAAACAAGAUACUGUUCACUCUGUUCAACCCACCGUCAACAUGUUUGUGUGUAAGUGUGUGUGUGCAUGCGACGCUCYGUUCCAAAUGUUGUUGGAUAAAAGAAGGGGUAAAAAAGAGAAACUUUUGUACCCGGCAUGUGAGUGAAGAUGAUGUGUAACCUUCGAUGGUGUACUUAAAAAAAUCAAAAACAAAGAGUAUUGUAUAAUUUUAACUGUUGCAAAGAAUAGAGCUCACCUAUUCUCCUUUAGACUGGAUACAUGACAAUGUAAACGCAAUAUCAUAUUACUCUAUCCUAAGGAAUGCAACUGCACACAUGCACAAAAAGAAACGUUUUUAUGAAAAUGUAUGUAUAAAUAUAUGACAAAAUAUAUUUCAUUAGAAUGCUAUGCACCCUCAUAGAGUUGUUAUGGAUGUUCUUUAAGCAUUAWCUAGUCCAACGCCCACUUCAUGGGGAAUGUAGAGGCUUUGUAGCUCGGACCAUUUGUUUUCUUUCUUUUGUAUUUCCCUGAGGAGAAGACAAACAAAGGUGAACAUGUAUACAAGCCUUUCGAUCAGAAUUCUUCUGACAUGAAGAUAUGUAUAAAUCAUGUUACCCUGUACACCAGCUCUAACCAUUUACAAGACUUAAUAAACAAACAAGAUGGAA